Molecule: messenger RNA, 1048 nt
Organism: Pocillopora verrucosa
Lineage: Eukaryota; Metazoa; Cnidaria; Anthozoa; Scleractinia; Pocilloporidae
Source: RefSeq, a predicted model, not a curated record
UUUGAGGGGCUACAAAUCUCUCUCAAUGACUUGAUUCAUUUAGUGGCUUACUCUUCAGAAUGUUCCCGUGAUUUCAACGAACUUUGCAAAGGGAAAGUUGUUGUUGUUGUUUCUCAAGAGUUUUUCCCAGAAUCACAGUAACCAAUAAAAAUAGCUCCUCUAUGUUUUGAUAACAAUAUUUUUCUCUCUGAUUACAGAACUCUAAUGACACAUUUCCAAGAGCAAUGCAUAUAGCAGCAGCAAUGGAGGUGCAUGAGUGUCUGUUACCAGGACUAAGAAAGCUUCAUGGUGCACUUCAGGCUAAGAGCACAGAUUUCAAGGAUCUUGUUAAGAUUGGUAGAACACAUACGCAAUGCACCAAAAAAAUUUGAAGCCCUUGCAGCUCAUGAUGCCAUGGUAGAUCUUCAUGGAGUACUAAAUGUGAUUGCUUGUAGUUUGAUGAAGAUUGCAAAUGAUAUCAGGUUUUUAGGCUCAGGUCCUCGCUGUGGAUUGGGUGAGCUGAUGCUUCAUGAGAAUGAAUCUGGAAACAGUAUCAUGCCAGGUGAUGCACAGAGCACUUUCCUCUGAUGUCUUGUUAACCCACAAUCAAAGUUAUCACAACAGAAAAUCAGAAGAAAGGAAAAUAUCCUGAAGAACCAAUGAAAACUCAAAGUGAAAACAAGCAAACUUCUUAAACAUAAGAAAGUGGGUGUGGCCAACUUGUAAUUGAUUCAAGUUUGGCAUCUAAUUGGUUAAGUGGCACAGGUUAUCUAGAUCAAUUACUGAGGGAAGUAAUCUAAAACCAAUACAAUCCUGGCUUGCAUUUGACACUCCUCGAAAAUUGAGUAUUGAAUGUAAUAAGAACUUGUUUACAAGUUUCCUGUUUUGUAUAACUAGGCAAGGUAACCCAACGUAGUGUGAAGCCAUCACUAUGGUCACAGCUCAAGUCAUGGGCAAUCAAAUGACUAUGUCAGUUGGUGGAAGUAAUGGUCAUUUUGAAUUGAACAUCUUUAAGCCAAUGAUAAUCAGAAAUGUUCGGCAGUCAACACAGCUGAUGGGAGAUGCCUGU